AUGAUCGUCUGUCAGUCCGGUACAGAUCAUUUGUUAAAGAUGUUGGCAAGCAAGGCUUCCUUUGAGAUAGGCAUGAUCAUGAGAUGCCUGAUUGUGGCAUCAGUCACCGGCCUGCUUUCUGGCAUACACACCGCUGUGGCCACGGCAAUUGCGUCAGAGCUUGUGUUUGAGGGUGUGGAACUGAUGGCCACCGUUUCAGAUGCUGCUUUCCAUCGAGAAAAGAUACUCGAUAGACAUAACUACCUUCGUUCGCGUGAGGCGGAGAAUGGCUUUGGUUCUGGGGCCGUCUUCAUGAACAGACUGGUGUACGAUGUCGGCAUGGAGGCGCCGUUACGAGUCGCUCGCGGAGAGAACUUGUACACAAAUAGCGUCGAUUACUCGAGAACUCCUUCGGGAAACUUCGACUCCGCCCAGAUAGUCCAAAAAUGGUGGGACGAGCGACAGUACUUCGACUGGCAUGCAGAAAACCCUUCGCAGUCAGCCCAGCGCCAGGGGAAAAUGGUGGGGCACUGGACACAAGUCGUAAGAGCCGAAGCGUCCACUGUCGGUUGCUGGAUCGUCACGGGGUGCCAGUGCAAAGCCGGGAAGUCCUGUCAGAAGGCAAACAACGGAAGAUGGGCUACAUAUAUGGCAUGCCAUUACGAUUAUGGCAACCUGGGACACUACCCAUAUUGGCCCCUCAACGCAAAUAUUCAGUACCGCAUGCCGUCGACAGUGGCUCCAAACCGGCGUCAACGAUGUGGCAGCUGUCCCAAGGGCUUUAAUCAGUGCGGAACAACCAUAGGGGGCGGAGAGAAGAGAGACGCCUACUUGUGCGCCGGUUACUGGAAUAUUAACGAAGCAAUGCCACCAGCUGACCUGCUUCGCAAAUCCAUCUCCACGCGGCACAGUUCCAGCGGGAUUCCAUCUUGGUACUUCAUGGUCCGGAACUGCGCACGAGGGAAUGGCUCGUGCCCGUCGAACUCAUCGUGCUGGACAUACGAAAACGGGAAGGCGUUAGUAGCGGAGCCACCAGUCCUUGUGAACCAGUGUCAAUGCAACGGGUUCAGCACACAGUAUGGCAUAUAUUUCGAGCGGGAUAUGUGUGGGCAGUACAGUGCCAUCCAACCAUACUAUGAUGCAGACGCCUUUUUGGCCUUCGCGGAAAUCGGCGGAUUAAAUACUUCCUCCGCGACUCUUGUUGGCAACGCUCCGAGUUCGACAAGACGAUCAGACAAAGUAUUAGAGAAACGUCGCCUCAGUACUCAUCUUCACACGGCUGGUGGAUAUCUCGACGCCCGCAGCUCCUUGGCGGAACUCGGGAAGCACGAUGAUAUCGGCGAGUUAGACCAGACUCUACCGCUGGCAGAAACACCGGAAGAGGCGUCCGAUCUCGUUCUUCAUUUGGACAAAGGGUCCCAACGAGUGUCCGUCCAGCAGCCGAGUGCUGCUGGAGACUCAGUUCGCAAACAAAAGCAACGUCUCUUCUCUCCAACAGCGGCAGACGGCUUGGUCGAUGAUCUGACAUUCCUGUCGCUGCAAGCUGUUCGACACGUAAUACCACCUUCCGAUGACCUGAUGUUUGAAUGGAGGAAUGUGCGGGACCCUCAGCUCAUAGCCAGGAGACCUGCGGCGGCUAGAGACGCCGUUGGAAGUGCACUACAGGUUGUACCAACCCUUCGAGGCAUUAGUCAACACCAUCGUGAACCCGUUUCUACUAGGCUCAGCACCGCUCAUGAACGAGAACCUUUGGGCUUUGAGAUGGGAAACAAUGAAAAGUCGCUCGAGGAUUAUUCAACAGGGAGGUCAGUUGAGACCCCCAGUCUUCAACGAGUAGAAUUAAACGCCAGUACUGCAACGAAUUCAGUUGUAAAUGGGGAAAAACAGAUCAACGUAUCUCCCACAUCACCUGAGGCGAACGCUGAAGAAGGGCCCCCCCUUGCUGAAGUUGUGGAUGACGAAGAAACCUCUUUACGGGGUGCUCCUGUGAACAUGAAGGCUGUGCAAAAUGAGGCACGUGAGAAAAACAAAUUUCCACUGCCGUCUGCAGACGAAGCAGGCAGCGACUACACGAGGAAGCCAAGGCCUUCAGAUGAACAAAGAGAACCAUCCGAAAGGCCGAUGAAGCCGUAG
This is a messenger RNA of Neospora caninum, 2112 nucleotides long. Its product is annotated as putative SCP-like extracellular domain-containing protein. NCBI's taxonomy places the organism in Eukaryota, Apicomplexa, Conoidasida, Eucoccidiorida, Sarcocystidae. The transcript has 4 exons. Bases 1 to 2112 code for a protein of 703 amino acids. The record is from RefSeq and is a predicted model, not a curated record.